GAAAGAUCAGUGUAGAACUAUCGGGAAAUUCUUUAUUGGGAUAGUUUGGAGAAAAGAUGGAAGGAGGAGAAGAAGAAGUGAGCAUCAAAGAGCUAGCUUCGAAUCUCACUACUUACAAAGAGCAGCUCGAACAGGUGAGGCAGCUUUUGUCCGAAGACCCUAGAAACUCAGAAUAUGCAGACAUGGAAAAGGAGCUUAAAGAGGAAUCAGCAUGUUGCUCGAAAUAGCAACACCAUUUAACAGCUGGCGGAUACAGUGGAGUUAGGUUUCAGGUCUGGGAUUUGAAAGGUGUGCUAAUGUGGGUCGUGAUGGCCAGCCUGCUUCUAUCUCCUGAUUUCUCGCGUUCGAUCCCUGAAGUGAUUGCAUUGACAGAGGAACUUCUUGCAACGGCAAAGCAAAAUGAUAUUUCUCUACCAGAUGCUGGAGUUAGUGCUGGAGCAACUGCUGAAUCACCCGAUUUACUAGAGGGUGCUUGGGGGAAAAUGGUUUCAAGGAAUGACCCAAUACAUGAGGGUAAGUUCCCCAUUGGAACAAAAGUUCAAGCUGUCUUUAGUGACGAUGGCGAGUGGUAUGAUGCGACCGUUGAGGCUCAUACUCUAAAUGGCUAUUAUGUGUCCUAUGAUGAGUGGGGUAACAAGGAAGAGGUUGAUCCAGAUAAUGUGAGGCCAAUAGAGAACAAUGCUCUCGUGGAAGCUGAAAGACUAGCUGAAGCUACAAAAAAUGCACUCAAAAGAAAGAUUGAGCUAGCUGCGAGUUCUGAUUUUCAAUCCAAAACUCUACCAGCAAAGCUUAAAAUCGAUCCUAAUGAUCCCGAGGAUGUGAAAAUUGCAAAGCGUAAGAAGAUACAUGCUUUCAAGUCAAAAGCGAGGCAGGAGCAACUCGAGGUUGUACAGAACAAGAAACAGAAUGCUUGGCAACAGUUUCAGACGACUAAAGCCAAAACAAAAAAGGUAGGGUUCUUUACAGGAAGGAAGAAAGAGAGUAUAUUCAAAUCACCAGAGGAUCCAUUUGGAAAAGUGGGUGUGACUGGAAGUGGUAAAGGUUUGACAGAUUUCCAAAAGCGAGAGAAGCAUCUUCAUCUCAAGUCUGGUAAUGGUGAAGGCACUGAUGAAUGAGAGAUAUUUCUAAGGGGUUUUUAAGGUACUAGCUUGAGUCUUUCUAAGAGUUUUAAGGAAUAACUUCUGAAAACCAAAACCAAAAAGAUGUAAACCCACAAGUUUUUUGUGGAUUUCUGCUCUUUUAAUUAAAGAUUAGCUCUCUU
This is a messenger RNA of Eutrema salsugineum, 1261 nucleotides long. Its product is annotated as survival of motor neuron-related-splicing factor 30. Gene Ontology annotation, cellular component: nucleus. NCBI's taxonomy places the organism in Eukaryota, Viridiplantae, Streptophyta, Magnoliopsida, Brassicales, Brassicaceae. The transcript has 10 exons. The record is from RefSeq and is a predicted model, not a curated record. Bases 297 to 1115 code for a protein of 272 amino acids.